AUGAAACAUAGGCCUAUAAGUCCAAUACCGAUAACACUGGUCUACAGUGGGAAUUAUCAGCGAUUCCUCAUCGAUACCGGGGGGGAUGUAUGCCUCAUCAAUGCAUCCGCUUUAAAACCCGAAACUAUUAUCGACAUUGGAAAAGCAAGAAGAUUUCGAGGUCUCAGCGACAGUACCUUCGAGACACUAGGAGUAGACAAAUUAAAAAUUCUAAAUAUCGAAGUCGAGUUUCAAGUUUGUCGCGAGGAUUUACCAUUCCCCGGAGUGGGAAUCCUGGGAAACAACUUCCUUGAAACCGAAAAAGCGGAAAUUUCUUAUGAUAAUCAAACUCUAGCUUUAUUAUCUCGUCCUACAAAAAUAAUUUCCUUUAGCCUCGAAACAACGCCUUCCUCAAAUUAUACGAUACCACCCCGUAUGAAAAUGGUAAUAGCAAUACCUAUCCAAGAUUUCGAGAAAAGCGAGGGAUACCUCCCUCGAAUGGACCUUCCAGACGGAGUGCUUGGAGGAGAGGCUGUUGUUAAGGUAGAGGACGGAUAUGCUACUUGUAUGAUUAUCAAUCUUAAUUCGAACUCAGUAGACAUAGAAAUCGGACCACAAAUACUCGAAGAGUUUGAGUUCGAUAAUCCUAGCUCAGACAGCGAUGAGUCCGAUGAUCCUUUGAUAGAAAAUUCCAGUCGUAUAGUUAAUCCGGAAGAACUCCGUCAUAAAAUCACGGAACAAUAUGCGGAAGGGCUCUCGUAUAACCCGGAAGGACGCCAGGAACCUCAAAAACAUCCUAUAAACGAUACUACCGAAAAUCAUUCGCUAGGAUUACCAAUCUCUGCAUUACCAAAAACAAAAAAAUCGAAUAAAAAGCUCUCCGACGAAGAAGCGAUUCAAUCAGUCAAACGCCCCGGUCACCCUCUCGGGUCUAAAAAUAGGCCAAGAGUAAGUAGCGCUCCAGAAGUAAGAGAGACGAUUGCCUCUCGUCUCAAAAGAAGAGAAUUAGGUAAAACGCGAGUCCCACCAAAAAUAAAUUAUCGCGAAACCGGCAGACUGGUUAUAAACUCAGAAGAUCCCGAGUCACAAGAAACUGCAGAUGAAGAACAGGGGGACGACGAAGUCUUCCUACCAGUCCCCAUCUCAGGACCAUCCACGAAUAAUCCAACUCCAGACGUUGGAAAAGAGGGGGACGAUGAAGCGGAGAAAGAUGAUGAAACCGAAAAGGACAACGAAACGACCGUUCCACAAAAACAACGGCGAAAAACUCGCGAACUAGUAAAGAUGUUCGAUGAACUCCUCCAAAAGCGGCCUCCAUCGGAAAAUAUCUAUACAGAGAGGGCUCUAGAAAGAAUCCGCAGAGAAGAAGCAAUAUCUAAUUAUACUCCCCAAGAGUACGCCGAAAUAAAACGAACUAGUUCCGACACCCCGAAAAAUAUUCGCCAAUCACUAAACAAACUUCCACCUCUCUGGCGAAAUGAAGAAGACUCGUUAAAUGAAGACACCGCACCAGAAAUUAAUGUCGACGAAUUUUUGAGAGACAACAGCGACCAGUCCGAAGAAGGAUCAAGCAACAUCAGUCCAGAAGAAACCGGAGGAAUUGAAGAUCCCAGCGAAACAGAACUUCCUAUCAUCAUAGAACCAGAGCCUUCGACUUCAGUCAAUAAUGUAAAUACGAGAAAUAAAAAUAAUUUAACCCCUCAAAACGCAAAUCGAUCGCGAUUCACCGGAUAUUUAGGCGACGGUCCAGAACCCCGAACUCCAAUAUUCGGAAGAGUUCUCAUUCCUGACGAAUUAGCGGCCAUGGGUAUACGUUACGACUAUGCAAGCGGCCAAAUCGUAGACGAAAACGGUAAGGGAGUAAAUGAAACGGCCGAAACCGAAUCGGCCGACCCAAACAACACCCUUAUUGAAUCGGAAAGGGGACGAUCGAGCGAAAAAUCGCCAAAUAUAAGUAAAUUAAUAAAUUCACAAAAUAAUAAUAAUAAAAAUAAAUCGCGCAAUAAUUCGGAAAAUUCUAGCGAUCCGGAUAAAUCCGACGAUAGACCGACUACAAGCGGGAAUAAAACAGUGGGGGAUGAUGUAGGGAACCAUCGAUUCGGUCCACCAUUUGUCGCCUACGAUCCUCCAACAUUCGAAGAAGCAGAGGAUAUUUUCGCCGAAAGACAUCAUCGGCCAAAAUUAUCUUCACCCUCGAGUUCCGAUGAAAAUGUACCGCCGAAAAGUCCCGAAAUAAAAAUAAAAUUCUCAAUCAGCCGCGAUGGGCUUACUUAUGCCUGA
Cotesia congregata is the source of this 2259-nucleotide messenger RNA. NCBI's taxonomy places the organism in Eukaryota, Metazoa, Arthropoda, Insecta, Hymenoptera, Braconidae. The record is from the annotation of a GenBank genome assembly.